This is a messenger RNA of Labrus bergylta (ballan wrasse), 3271 nucleotides long. Lineage: Eukaryota; Metazoa; Chordata; Actinopteri; Labriformes; Labridae. The record is from RefSeq and is a predicted model, not a curated record.
GUACGAUCUAACAGACCUGCAAGAAACCCAAGGAUAUAUGUUUAUGUCAAUGGAACCCUCCAAAUUAAGGCCAUAACUCCAGCAGACAAUGGGAAAUAUGAAUGUAUUGCUACCAGUUCAACUGGCUCAGAGAGAAGGGUAGUGACACUGAUUGUUGAAAAACAAGAGUCUGCCCCUUAUAUAGUGAAGACAUCACAGCGCAUGACAGAGCUGUUCUUUGGGGACCAGCUGAUACUUAACUGUUCGGCUACAGGAGAUCCAAAGCCCAGGAUCAUGUGGAGACUGCCAUCUAAAGCUGUGGUUGAUCAGUGGCACAGGAUGGGCAACAGAAUUCAGGUCCUGGAUAAUGGUACACUUAUUGUGAACACUGUCAGCAAUAAAGAUGCAGGAGACUAUCUCUGUGUGGCACGAAGCAAAAUGGGAGAUGCCCUUCAACUCAUGAUGGUCCAUGUGACCAUGAAGCCAGCCAAGAUAGAACCUAAGCUCAAUGGAAAGAAGCAGGUAACCUAUGGUUAUGACCUGAAGGUUGACUGUAAAGCCUCAGGAGCCCCAAAGCCAGAGAUUUCCUGGGGUUUACCAGAUGGUACAGUGGUCAAUAGUGCUCUUCAGUCUGAUGCCAGCAGUGGAGGGGGACGAGCACGCCGCUACACACUUUUUGACAAUGGAACCCUUUACGUAAACCAGGUUGGUAUGUCAGAGGAGGGGGACUACACCUGCUAUGCUGAAAACCAGGGAGGCAAGGAUGAAAUGCAUGUGCAUAUCAGUGUGAUGACUGCUCCCCCCAGAAUUCAUCCAUCCAGCCAGACCUAUGCAAGAGUCAAGCCUGGAGGGAACAUCCGCUUUGACUGUGAAGCACUUGGGGAACCAAGACCCAAGAUCCUGUGGAUGCUGCCAAACAACGAUGUGAUUGGAGCAUCUAAUGAUCGCUACCUCAUGCAUGUCAAUGGCUCUCUGGAUAUAAGGGCUGUGAAGCUUAUCGAUGCUGGGGAGUAUGUUUGUAUAGCUCGCAACCUUGCUGGAGACAAAAGAAAAGUCUACAAGCUUGAUUUAGAUGGGAAUCCGCCAAUGAUUAAUGGCUACAGGCAAAAUAGGACCGUGAUCAAAGAUGUUGCAGCUAAAUUCUCCAGGAAAUUAAUAGACUGUAAGGCUGAGGGUAAUCCCACUCCUAGUAUCACAUGGAUUAUGCCAGAUAACAUCUUUCUGAAAGCACCGUACUUCGGCAGUAGAAUUAAUGUUCACCAAAAUGGGACUUUAGAGAUUCGCAACGUGCGCCCAACUGAUACAGCAGAGUUCAUUUGCAUGGCAAGGAAUGAUGGAGGAGAGGCAGUAAUGGUGGUGCAGCUGGAGGUUACUAGUAUGCUACGAAGGCCGAUCUUCAAAAACCCAUUCAACGAGCGCAUUGUGUCUCGGUUUGGGAAAACCAUAGUUCUGAACUGCUCUGCUGAUGGACAACCGACACCAGAGAUAAUAUGGACUUUCCCUAAUGGCACGCGAGUUACUAGUGAACAUCACCAUGACUCUCAACACCGCCUAGGCAAUAAUGGAACUUUAGUCAUCUAUAACCCUCGCAAAGAGGAUGCUGGGAAGUACCGCUGUGGUGCCAAGAAUUUCAUGGGAUACAUAGAGAAACUAAUAAUUUUGGAUGUUGGCCAGAAGCCUUACAUCUUGACAAGGCCUCGAGGCAUCAUACGCAGUAUGUCUGGAGAACCACUCUUCCUUCACUGUCUAUCUGAUGGGAAUCCUAAACCCGGAAUCUACUGGACAAUUCCUGGUGGCCACACUCUUACUCGGCCCCAAGUCUUUGGGCGCUACCAGUUACUUGAGAAUGGUACCUUGGUUGUUCAGGAUACUACUCUCCAUGACCGAGGAAAUUACAUCUGUAGAGCUCAGAAUGAUGCUGGGGAGGCAGUGCUCUCUGUCCCAGUUAUUAUCAUUGCCUACCCUCCACGGAUCUCUACAGCUCCACCCCCCAAUGUGAAGGCAGUUACUGGGACAUCUAUCCAGCUUAACUGUGCUGCCAUUGGGAUCCCCAAGCCAGAGAUCACCUGGGAGCUCCCUGAUAAUUCAGUUCUGUCUGCAGCAGGACAGGGCAGGCAUUUGGGUAGUGAACUGCUCCAUCCUCAGGGCACACUUAUCAUUCAGAGACCUACAGCCUCAGACUCAGGCACAUACAAGUGCCUUGCGAAGAACAGCGUGGGCACAGACUUCAAAGUUACAUAUGUACAUGUACUGUGAAAAGACUAUAUGCAAGGAGGACAGAGAUAUAAGCAAAUGUACAUGUAACAUUAACAAACUGUCACUUGUGUUUGUGAGAUACUUGUUUUCAACCAUGUGGAUUUUCAAGGAACACUGGGAGGGAUUUUUUUUGUGACAAUUGUGGAUUUAAAAAAUAAACAGCACAAGGACAGACAUGAAACAGAAAUUCUAAAUGUGAUAAAUGUUUAUCUUAAAAUCGGAAGAACCCCAACCUGAAAACAGAAAGUUAUAAUUUCAACUUUGCUCCACUGGCCUGGAAAUUCAAAGGUGGUUCUAAUGUGGGUUGUGUCUCAAUGGAGCAAGACAGUCAGUGCAAAGAGUAAAACAAAAGGUGAUUUCUCUGACCAGACAUUGCUGGCUAUAUUUAGGGAUACUAUUACUACAUGUAAUGAAACUUCACAGAGAAAGACUGUGAGACAGGGAGAAAGACUGUGCAACAGAUUGAUUGAAAGAAAUUAGGCUCCCAAAAGGGUUUUAAAUGGCUUCACAUAUUGGCUGAAGUUGUAGUCAAAAUGUGUUGCUUUGUUCUUUUACAGCUAAAGAAAAGAAAGCAUGCAAACUUAGAGUAAUAAUGUUUGAGAGCAAUUCAUAAAAUUUCAUGAUAACAGAAAAUAGGUUUAUUUAAAAAAUAUAUUUCUUAUACACUGGAUACAUCUGCAUUGGCAGUUCCUUUCCUUUCAUAUCACAAGUACAUCAGAUUAUUUUUACUUUUGAUGACAGUGUGAAGCAGAAUCAUUUAUUUCCAUCCGCUAUCCAUUUAUAAAACAAAAUAAGGCACUAUCAGUCCAUUGUGUUGUACACAAGAAUUAACAGUAAUGUUAUACAUUAAUCCAAUCUGUUGUAAUACAGUAUUUGUAUAUCUAUUUGUUGUAUCUACUCUAUUGAAGUAUGGGACAAUAAAUGAAAAAAGCAAAGAUAGUUUAAAUCUUUUUUUUAUUUUUCUAUGUUGUCCUUAAUACACAAAAACCUCAUAUGAGACAUGUAUUUGAAAUAAAGCAUAUUACUGUUCAGAGAA